Molecule: messenger RNA, 3180 nt
Organism: Pseudoliparis swirei
Lineage: Eukaryota; Metazoa; Chordata; Actinopteri; Perciformes; Liparidae
Gene: crtc3
Product: CREB regulated transcription coactivator 3
Exons: 15
Coding region: 1025-2980 (651 amino acids)
Biological process (GO): positive regulation of transcription by RNA polymerase II; protein homotetramerization
Cellular component (GO): nucleus; cytoplasm
Molecular function (GO): cAMP response element binding protein binding
Source: RefSeq, a predicted model, not a curated record
CUCUCUCGGAGGAUAACGAGCCAGCGGAUCUUCUCCGCUGUCAACCGACGGGCGACUAAGCUGGAAAACACGAGCAGCAAAUGUCGCAGAAGACUUGUGGUCUUCGCGGGCGAGACGAGCUUCUCUUCUGGGUAUCUUUCACUGGACUCGUUGGAGUUUGUCUUGAGAUCUCUCGUGGAUUUACACACGCCGAGGACUCGUCAGUUUAACGGCGGAAUUGUGGAUUACUUCCAUAUUUGUGUGGCUUUUUUUUACCGGCUCGCUUUGGGGGGUUUAAGACACACAAAAAGAGACCAACGGACACUUGUUUGAAAGGCGACCCGUUUAACCCCGACGGCUCGGGGGAGCUUCGCCAACUAUAACCUCCGUAGAAAACACUUCGGCUCUUCUUUUCUUUUUUUCGCGGCACACAAAAGUUGCUUCUAACAAUCUCUCGCGCGCCCUUUGGACGGGGUUGCCCGAUGUCGAGGGAGAGACGGAGCGGUUGACGAAGUGCGUCGGUCAACCAGAACCGGCCGUUGAGAUGUCGCGGACGGCGGCUUAGAGCUGCUGCCGUUACUCCCCGACGGCUCGAGCGCGAUGCUUUCAAACAAGUGGUUCGCUGGAGGAAAAAAUAAUACGUCAACGUGAAGUUGUGUCGCGCCGUUAACUCCCUUUCAACCGACACGUCGUUUGCUUCUGAAGUAAAUAAGAAACAACAAACACGUAAACAGACACGGUGUUUUUUUUACGUCGCUCUUCAGCUGUCAAAAAAAGAUAACUUUUUUUAAAUUGAGCUUUAACUGCGUUAGCUUAGCCGCGGGAGCUAGCGGCGCUAGCUCGGCUUACGGUCACACACAAAACUACUUCCGCCGACCGGGAAUGUGUGUUUUUUAAAACUCCCGAUGGAUUCACGGCAACGCUCACUCGGAGACUUUGAGCAAUAAGACUCCGCGGCACCUUCUACCACUUUUUUUAUAUUCAUAGUUUUACCCCCGCCACCCUCAACCCGAGUAGCUAAAGUUGUGACACUGCGGCCCGCACGAUGUCCGGAUCCCCGGGAACUGGUGGCUCGAACCCCCGGAAGUUCAGCGAGAAGAUCGCGCUGCACAAUCAGAAGCAAGCGGAGGAGACGCGGGCCUUUGACCAGCUGAUGACGGACCUCACCGUUUCACGGGUGCAGUUCCAGAAGGUCCAGCAGCUCCGCCUGACCCAGUCGCGGGCGCAGUACUACGGCUCGCUGCCCAACGUCAACCAGAUCGGCAACAGCGGCGCCGAGUUCCAGGGCGGCUUCCUGUCCGGUCUGGACUCGGCCAGAGGGACCCGGCACCACGGGCUGGUGGAGCGGGUCCACCGGGACCGCGGCCGCAUCAACCCGCCCCACCGCCGGCCCGUCGACAAGCACGGGCGCCAGAUCGAGAGCUCCCCGUACGGGGCGGUGUACCUGUCCCCACCUCUGGACAACAGCUGGAGGAGGGAACAGCAGCCAUGGACCGAGGAAACACGUCCUGGGUUGAGAUUAUUAUCACAACUCAACAGAACCAACUCUGACUCGGCUCUGCACACGAGCGCCAUGAACCAGAACCCCCAGGACCCCUUCGGCCUGAACCAGCAGAUGGGCCGAGGUCCCCCCCAGCGCAAUGGCUGGAACGCAGCCAGCGUGAACGAGGCCGAGGUGGACGGCUCCGGUAACGUCUUCUCCUUCCCCGCCAUGACCACGGAGGAGAACCUCAUAGGAGUCAGCAAGCCGCUCCCCAAGCAGCUGUGGGAGGCCAAGAAGGUCCAGUCUCUGGCAUCGAGGCCCAAAUCCUGUGAAGUGCCUGGAAUCAACAUAUUCCCGUCUCCGGAGCAGAACCCGGGCCCGUCCCACUACCAGGGCCUGUUGAACACCAGCGGCUCGCUGCCCGACCUCAGCAACCUGCACUUCGCCUCGCCGCUGUCCACGCCGCUGGACCCGGAGGACAACGGCGGCUACUCCAACCUGAGCGGCGGCAGCAGCACCGGGAACCUGCCGGCCGCCAUGAUGCACCUGGGCAUCGGCAACUCGCAGGGUGGGUGGAGCACAGGUCUGUCCUCGUCCCUGAGCAACCCCUCCAUCCAGGCGUCGCUCAGCCACUGCCAGCUGCAGUCGUCGCUCAGCAACCCGUCCAUCAACUCGUCCCUGCGUCUGUGCAGCAGCUCCCCGCGGCGGCGGGCGGCGCCCAUCAGCCCCCUCACGCUGUCGCCCGGCAGCGAGCAGCGCCGCGGGCUGGCCAAGCAGCUGUCGCCCACCAUGUCGCCCUCGCUGUCGCCCAUCACGCAGGGCGUCGCUCUGGAUACCAGCAACAUGCCCAGAGAGCCGCCCCCCCCCUACCCGCUCUACCAGCAAUCCCAGCAUGCAGUGGACCAGGGCCGGCAACAUCAACAACAACAUCAACAGCAGCAGCACCAGCAGCAACAACAACAACAACAGCAACAACAGCCUCUAUCGCCGCUUCAGAGCAUCUCACUGGACUUCAACAUGAGCCAAGUAAACCAAAACAACAUGGCGGCGCUCUUCAACGACCCCUUCAUGGAGCAGCAGUUCUCCAACCGCCAGAGCAAGACCCACCCCUACCAGCUGGACCAGUUCGCUCUGCUGGAGAACGCCAUGAGCUCGGUGGCGGCGGGCGGCGGCUCGUACUUCGACCCGUCCUCCUCGCUGCUCUACUACUCGCAGGCCGCCCUGGCGGGGCUGGGCGGCGGCCUGCAGGACUCCAACAUGAGGUCCAACAUGCUGUACUCCAACUGCAGCGGGGGGCUGCCCAACAUCAUCCUCACCGACGACUCCAGCCUGUCGAAGGACCUCGGCGGCGGCCUCUGCUCGCUGCCCGAGUGCUUCGACUCGGAGGGCUGCUUCCCGCUGGAGGACGAGCUGCGCAUCGAGCCGCUCAGCCUGGACGGACUGAGCAUGCUCAGUGACCCCGACAUGGUGCUGCCCGACCCGUCCGUGGAGGACAGCUUCCGCAGCGACCGGCUCUGAGGACGCCGCCGCCGGGCCGCCGCCAAGCGUCGUUUAAUGUGAACACUCUGAUGCUCCACCAGCUCCUUGUUUUACAUCAGCUCUGAGAGUCUGGACCCCCCAGACCCCCAUCCUCCUGGACCCCCAGACCCCCCAGACCCCCAUCCUCCUGGACCCCCAACCCCCCCAGACCCCCAUCCUCCUGGACCCCCAGACCCCCA